CCAAAUUCAUUCGCCCUCUCUCUCUCUCUCUCUCUCUCUCUCUCUCUCUCUCUCUCCUCCCAUCAUCGCCGUGACCCAAAAACCCCACGCUCAGAUCCCAACCCUCGGAUUCCCCCAAAUCCCCCUCUCCUCACGGGAGGAAACGAAAAAAAAAAAAAGAAAAAGAAAAAAGAAAAAAAACACAACGAAAACGCGAAGAAAAAAAGGAGAAAGAAAAAAGGAGGAGCAGCUCACCCCUCCUCUCUCUGUUAACCUUUUCUCUUCUCUUCGAUCCGUAUGGGAGAUUUUAGGGUGAGAGAGCGAGAUUGAGGAGUGAUUUGGAGUCCUUUGGUGCGUUUGAUUCAGUAGGCUUUUGCCUCGUUAUUCAACUGUUUUUUUUUUUAUUUAUUAUUUUUUUUUUCUGGGCCAUUUUGGGGCGAUUUCAAAAUCGCCUCUUUAAUUGCGAUUCCCCCCUCGUCCUCUUCGAAGAUUUUCAGUGGUCGGAUCGGGAUAAAUGGGUCAAAAUUAGGGUUUUUUAAAUUUUUUUUUUUUUUGGGGAGGGGCGGUUGCUGUGCGUGUCUGAGUGCUGCGCUUCCCCUGUAGUUGGGGGAUGAAGACGGAGAUGGACGACGACGCCGGCGCCGGCGCCGGCGACUGCGGCGGAGGGUUUUGGUCGGCCGAGGACGCGGCGAUGGGAGCGGCGGUGCUGGGGCCGGAGGCCUUCGAUUAUCUGGCGGCCGCGCACGCCGCCGCCUCCGCCGAGGGCCUCAUCACCGCGGCGAGCGGCGACGCCGAUCUCCAGAACAAGCUCGUCGACCUCGUCGAGGGCCCCGCCGAUCGCCCCGGCCUCGGCUGGAGCUCCGCCAUCUUCUGGCAGAUCUCGCGGGCCAAGACCGGCGACCUCGUCCUCGUCUGGGGCGACGGCUACUGCCGCGAGCCCGAGCCCGGCGAGUCGGCCCCCCAAUCCGCCAGAAACCCUAACCCCGAAUCCCACCAGAAGCUGCGCAAGAGGGUGCUGCAGAAGCUCCACGAGGCCUUCGGCGGAUCCGACGAGGACUAUUACGCCCUCCGGCUCGACCAUGUCACCGACGCCGAGAUGUUCUUCCUCGCCUCCAUGUACUUCUCCUUCCCCUGCGGGAAGGGCGCCCCCGGGCGGGCCUUCGCUUCGCAGAAGCACUUGUGGAUCCCGGAUUCGGAGCUUAAGAUCUCGCCCCCCAAUUACUGCUUCCGGGGAUUCCUAGCAUGCUCCGCGGGGUUUAAGACGAUUGUCAUUGUGCCGUUCGAGACCGGCGUGCUCGAAUUGGGUUCGGUGAGAUCGAUCGCGGAGAGCUCCGAUGCGUUGCAGAUGAUAAAAGCUGUGUUCUUGGGGACAGUGAAGGUGCCUGUUGUUGUGGAGAAGAAGAAGAAUGAGGGGAAUGGUUUUGUUGGCAAUUAUGGGCCGGGCGAGAGAGUGCAAGGGAGUGCGAAGAUUUUUGGGAAGGACCUAAAUCUCGGUCGGCCUGCGAGCAAUGUUGGGAUUUCCGUGUCGAAUCAGCCGAAUAGUAAGAACAGCAGUGAGCAGCAUAUGCUGUUUCCGAACGUAAGGAAGGGACUUCAGGGCUUCAAUUGGAAUCAUGCUCGCAAUUUGAACCCUCCUCAGCAGUUCGGUAACGGGAUAGUGGUGGCGAGCAAUGAAGUGAACCAUCACGCCAAUGGUAUUGGGGAUAGCCCUGUUUUGAACCAGUUUCAGCUACAAAAGCAGUCGAGGCAGAUCGAUUUCAGCACGGGAGCCACUUCGGCGGCCGGUGGUAAUUUGGUCGCCCGUGUUCAGGGUCCCCUAGAAGGGGAAAACGCAGAUAUCGAUGCUUUGUGCAAGGAAGAGAGGGGUAGCGGUGCAAUAGAGGAGCGGCGGCCAAGGAAAAGGGGGAGGAAACCCGCGAAUGGGAGAGAAGAGCCCCUUAAUCACGUGGAAGCCGAACGCCAGAGAAGAGAAAAGCUCAACCAGCGGUUUUAUGCCCUAAGGGCAGUCGUACCCAACAUAUCAAAAAUGGACAAGGCGUCCCUCCUAGGGGACGCCAUCGCGUACAUUACCGAGCUGCAGAAGAAGCUCAAAGAGAUGGAGUCGGAGAAAGAGCAGAUGUUGGAUUCUAAUAUGACGGACCCAAGGGAGGGAGUGAAUCAUCAUCAGCCGCAGGUGGAUGUACAGGAAAUUCAAGACGAGUUGAUUGUUCGAGUGAGUUCUCCUAUUGAGACUCAUCCUGUGGGCAAAGUGUUUCGAGCCUUCGAGGAGGCGCAAGUGAAUGUGGCCGAUUCAAAGGUUGCGGCUGCUAACGGAAAGCUGGUGCAUACGAUCGUAAUCAAGUCUGCGGGCUUCGAGCAGCAGAUGAAGGAGAAGCUGAUCUCCGCCUUAUCCCGUGUGAUGAGCUCGACGUAACCUUUUCCAUUGAGAUCAUACCAAACUGGUAGUAAAGGCGGCUACUUUUAACAUGUUUUAAUGUUUAUAUAUAUGUUGUAUGUCCUUUCAAUAGGAAGCUAAGGAUCUGACCUAGCAAGCAUGGGAAACUUUCUAAGGUUCACUCACCAUUAUAGUGUUUGGUCUUUUGUUUGUUUUAUGUGAUUCUAAUGUUCUAUGGAAAAUCCUUAUAAUUCUUAAAGUGAUUGUUCUCAAUUAUCAUUAGUUUCA
Molecule: messenger RNA, 2641 nt
Organism: Ananas comosus (pineapple)
Lineage: Eukaryota; Viridiplantae; Streptophyta; Magnoliopsida; Poales; Bromeliaceae
Product: transcription factor bHLH13
Exons: 2
Coding region: 590-2392 (600 amino acids)
Biological process (GO): regulation of DNA-templated transcription
Cellular component (GO): nucleus
Molecular function (GO): DNA-binding transcription factor activity; transcription cis-regulatory region binding; protein dimerization activity
Source: RefSeq, a predicted model, not a curated record